Molecule: messenger RNA, 2145 nt
Organism: Cricetulus griseus (Chinese hamster)
Lineage: Eukaryota; Metazoa; Chordata; Mammalia; Rodentia; Cricetidae
Source: RefSeq, a predicted model, not a curated record
UGAGCUGAAAUCUCAACCUGUUACUUGACCACCCAGGGAACCUGACUCCCUUUUCUGAUAUAACACUCCCCAAAUUUGAGGGCACUUCACCCACACUGUCCUCUUCCUGACAGCUCCCCCCCUUUUGGAUUGAAGAUUAAACUAUUCCUGGUUUUCAUCAGCUGCUUGCACACUAGAUAAGGCGCCAACUCUGCAGCCUUCCUUUACAGCAGCCUUUUAGCUGCUGCAACCCAGCUAGACCCUCUGCUGACUGCUAAUCAGGACAAACACACACCAUGCUGUACAGAAUCGACUCUAUUGUUCAAUGCCAAGACAUCUGACAAGGCACGAUAAGCUCUCAAGAAAGUUGUGAAAAAUGUUUUGGAAGCUAAGGAACAGUGGCAGCUCGGGAGACUAAGGACAGACUCUUGGAGGAGGUGACAUUUGCUGUAGCCAUUGAAGGAUGGGCAAGUUUGAACAGGAAGAGAUGGAUGUUGAGGUCUUACAUCACAAGCUGAUCGGAAGCAUCCUGAUUGGCUCCUUCCGCGUGGACGUGGGGACCGUGUACAACCAGCCUGGUCAUCAAUUCUGCGACAAGUGGGCACUGCUUACAGACCCUGGUGACAUCAGGACUGGCACCAAGGGCUACCUGAAGUGUGACAUCAGUGUGACGGGGAAAGGCGACGUCUUACAGACCAACCCCAAAACCUUCGACGCCGAGGAGCAAGUUGAGAAGAACCUUUUGAUCCCUCAAGGAUUCCCAUCAGAGAGACCUUGGGCCAGAUUCUAUGUGCGGCUCUAUAGAGCAGAGGGGCUACCCAAAAUGAACUCCAGCAUUAUGGCAAACGUCACCAAAGCAUUUGUGGGUGACAGUAAGGACCUGGUGGAUCCCUUCGUGGAGGUGUCCUUUGCUGGGCAGACGGGGCGGACCUCGGUGCAAAAGAACUGUGCUGAUCCUGUCUGGCACGAACAGGUGGUCUUCAAGGAAAUGUUCCCUCCCUUGUGCCGGAGGGUGAAAAUUCAGGUUUGGGAUGAAGGCAGCAUGAGCGACGUAGCCCUGGCAACCCACUUCAUCGACCUGAAGAAAAUCUCCAACGAGCAGGAUGGAGAUAAAGGCUUUCUUCCCACCUUUGGACCUGCCUGGAUCAACCUGUACGGCUCCCCCAGGAACCAAAGUCUGAUGGAUGACUACCAAGAGUUGAAUGAGGGCUUUGGGGAAGGUGUGUCCUUCAGGGGCCGGAUCUUGGUGGAAAUUGCUGUAGAAAUCCUCUCCGGUGGGGCCCAGGAGUCUAAGUUCUCCAAGGCUCUGAAGGAGCUGAAGCUGCCCUCCAAAGACAAAGACUCCAAGUCUUCUAAAGGCUCAAGUAAGGACAAGGCUGACAAAACCGAUGAUGGCAAAGCCCAGCAGGCUGCCGACAAAACCAACUCCACGGAGGUGGAGGUGGAAUCUUUCGCUGUCCCCCCAGAGGUAGGUGCGAGCUCUGCUCCUCAGGACCUAAGCGCCUCCACACCUCUCUUUGGAUUCUCAUCUGGGAAACGCUCUGUGGACAUGCGCUUUAUCGGUUUGUUGGGGUUGGAACUGGCGUUGCCAACACAUGCGCUGCGAGCUAUCCCCAUCCUCAGCAUCCUCAUCAGUAUCCUCAUCCUCAACAUCCUCUUCAGCAUUUCCAUCCUCAGCAUCCUCUUCAGUAUCCCCAUCCUCACCAUCCUCAUCAGUAUCCCCAUCCUCAGCAUCCUCAUCAGUAUCUCCAUCCUCAGCAUCCUCAUCAGUAUCCCCAUCCUCAGCAUCCUCAUCAGUAUCCUCAUCCUCAACAUCCUCUUCAGCAUCCUCAUCCUCAGCAUCCUCUUCAGUAUCCCCAUCCUCAGCAUCCUCAUCAGUAUCCCCAUCCUCAGCAUCCUCAUCAGUAUCCCCAUCCUCAGCCUCCUCUUCAGUAUCCUCAUCAGUAUCCCCAUCCUCAGCAUCCUCAUCAGUAUCCCCACCCUCAGCAUCCUCCUCCUGAUUGAUGGAGGGUCUCACCAUGGCAGUAAAAAGAAAUCAGCUGAGCUGGCGGAAGAAGAUGUCCUUCCUCUGUUGCACGAAGGAGGAAAAGAUGUGUCCCAUGACUCUGUCAUUUCCACGUCCUCCACCACACACCCGGAGAAGCCUCUGGUGACAGAAGGGAACAG